Knipowitschia caucasica is the source of this 1584-nucleotide messenger RNA. The record is from the annotation of a GenBank genome assembly. Lineage: Eukaryota; Metazoa; Chordata; Actinopteri; Gobiiformes; Gobiidae.
AUGCCGACUUCUCCAUCCACUGAACCACAGCUGUCUGACGUGGAGCUGGCCACAGAAUACCUCCAGCACUUCUACAAUCUGAAAGAGGAGUCUUCAGGACGCGGGAAGAGAAGCGAUUCGGCUUUUACCGCAAAAGUGAAGGACAUGCAGAUUUUCUUUGGCCUUAAUGUGACCGGUUCAUUAGAUUCAAACACUCUGGAUAUUAUGAAAAUUGCUCGCUGUGGGGUCCCAGAUGUGGAGGACUACAGCCUAACCAAGAGCGCACGGUGGAACAAGAACCAACUCACAUACAACAUUGGCCGCUACACCAGUGACCUCCCACGCAGCACUGUGGACUCUCUCAUCGACUCGGCCUUCAGCGCCUGGUCCAGAGUCAGCAGUCUGCAGUUCACCCGGUCCCACAGUCACAAUGCAGACAUCAUGAUGGAGUUCGCAACACAAGCACAUGGAGAUCUGUACCCUUUCGACGGACCGCGCGGGACCUUGGCUCACGCCUUUGGCCCCGGUCCUGGAAUCGGCGGAGACACUCAUUUUGAUGACAGUGAGCAGUGGACUUCUGGAUCGAGGGGCUUUAAUCUACAGGUAGUGGCUGCACAUGAGAUUGGCCACGCAUUAGGUCUGAGGCACUCGCGAAACCCGGAUGCUCUCAUGUAUCCAAACUACAGGCCGUCCCGGCCCGCCAACCUGCUGUCUAUGGAAGAUGUGGCUAAUAUCAACGCACUUUACAGCUCAGUCCAGUUCCCCAUAUUCUUGUUCCCCUGGCUGUUCCCUCGUCUCAUGCACGACAGGUGUGCUCCGGACAUGAGCUUUGAUGCAGUGUCCACUGUUGGAGAUGCCACCUUCUUCUUUAGAGGACAGUAUCUUUGGAUCAAACACAACGCUGAGUCCGACAUCAAAGAAGGGCCGAUCUCAAACUUCAUGCCAAAGAUCGAGACUAGCAUUGAUGCCGCUUAUAGGAUUCCUCGCAAAAACACAGCCUUCCUCUUCCAUGAGAGCAUGUUCUGGACCGUGAAGGGUUCCACAGUGCGUGGGAAGCCCAGAUCCCUCAGCCACUUUGGGUUUCCGGUUUGGGUGCAGGAGGUGGAUGCAGCCGUGCACAUCGUGAAAACAGGACGCACACUCUUCUUUCUGCAUGAUAUUUACUGGAGUUAUAAUGAGAACAAGCGAGUGAUGGAUCGUGGCUUUCCUAAAUACAUCUAUGAGGACUUCCCAGGACUGAACAAUACAGAAACGAUAAACGCAGCAUUUCACAAAGAGGGUUUCAUCUAUUUCUUCAUUGGACCUCAAGUCUAUCAAUACGACUACAUUCAGAAACGCUCGAACUACCUCAGCCGUUAUUACAAGCUCAGCCCUGAGGAGCAGCAUGGACCGAAGCACAAGAGAAUCACCCGAACCACAUCUGAAAUCACGGACCACAAAAUAAGAGAAAUGCAGCACUUUUUUGGCCUGAGCGAGACGGGCCUCCUCGACCACGAGACCCUGGACACCAUGAAGGAGGCGCGGUGCGGUGUCCCAGAUGUGGAUAACUUCAACUUCUACCCCAACAAACCUCGCUGGAAGAACACCACCAUCACCUACAUGUGA